CGCCGAUGGCAGCUCAGUGAGCCCAAUAACCAACAUAUGGUACGCCUCGAGGGCGAGCUAGUAAAAGGGGUCCCAACCGCAACCGAGGCGACUCAGGGUUUGGGUUUGCAGAAGAGCAUGUGUUCCAAUGACACAUUCCUAGAAGUGAUAAGUUAUGCAUUACCUCCACAAAAGUGGAGAUGGGCACUGGUAGAUGACAGGAAAUCUCCUUUAUAUGUUGGCCUCUGA
Messenger RNA from Paraglomus brasilianum, 228 nucleotides. NCBI's taxonomy places the organism in Eukaryota, Fungi, Glomeromycota, Glomeromycetes, Paraglomerales, Paraglomeraceae. The record is from the annotation of a GenBank genome assembly.